AUGGAGAGGUCAAGCAGAAGUGCUGCGGGUAGUUCCUUUGAUGAUACGGGUGGUGCUGGAACGUCAAGUUCUUGGGAGCAACAUUAUGAUGAUGGGGAUAUCGAUCUCAAUCUGUCAAGCUUGGCGCCGAGCUACACACGCACGGACAAGGCCUUGGCGCUCGUCAGACUGGGAGUCGGGUGCUGCUUCAUCGUGCUCGGAACCUGCGCAUUGGUUCGCUUCUACCGGUCGAAGUGGAUAUUGGAUAUUCGCACGAGGUCUGCGUAUCUUGUCAUGGUCGGGGGCGUGGCCGGUAUCCUGACGAUGCUCGUCACCGUGAACGAUUCCACCACGGUCGUCUGGGACAUCGGGUUCGACUGGUUCUGGAUAUCUCUGCUGCUCUUCUUCAUCUCGCCCGCGCUGUUCGGGAGCUACAUCUGCCGGGCGCUCCGCCUGGCCGUGGUCUUUCACCCGAGGGUGAAGCGUGCCCUGCCGUGGCUCAUCCCGGAGCACAACUACAUGGUCGUGUUGCUGGUCGCCAGCGUGGGAAUGUUGGCAAUCCCCAUCUAUCACGAGUACACCUUGGGGGUUUGGGACGCAAUUUCGAAGCAGACCAAUAUCCUGAAGAUUGAGGCCCGUGUGCUGGCGGUGGCGCUGGCUUGCAUUUACCCGUUCAUCAGGAACGUUGACGAUCUCUUCAGCAUCAGCACGGAGCUCAUCAUCGUCACUGCGACCAUCGUGCUCAUCACAAGUGAGGAGGUGGACGGCCAGUGGUGGGGGCCCUACGAGCGGAGGUGGUUCGCAAACAACAUGUCGGUCGUGUUCAUGAUUAUUCUCUUCGGCGUCAGCAUCAUUGCCCCGCUGCGACGCCUAGCGUCGGAUCCUUUGGCAGCAACCAGACACAACUACGCCAAUCGGGUACUGCCUAACCGCACGGAACCCCACAGCACGGCGAGAAGAGCGUCGGGGUUUUCAUCAGGUUUGGACUGUGAAUCGUCAAUGAUGUGUAGCGAAAGGGAAGAUGAAACCACGCUCGAGGAAGGGAAGCUUGGAGAGGCCCUCGCCACGGGCAUAACAACAACAGAACGGGAAGGCGGUAGCGCUGGCUAUGUCGCCGCCUCGGCCACCAUCGGCAAGGCUGUGACCACAUCCAGCGCCGACGCCAACGGUGCUGUUGCUCCCCACACGUGGACCGACCGGGAACCAACAAAUUCCUCCGUCGUGACGACUGCAACAUGGUUCGUAUCCAACGACAACGGCGCCGGAGGAAACAGACUUGAUGGUGUUCGGAGGGGGCAAUCGGAGAUAGGCCUCGACCGCGGCCGCGAUGGCGGUCGUCGAAGUCGCUCGCAUAAACAGGACAUCGACAUUUGGGACUUCGAGCGGAUUGUGAGGACACCCCUGCUGGCCGUCGCGUUCGAGGACUAUUCCAAGAAGGCGCUUUGCCACGAGUCAUUUCUCUUUCUGAGCGAGGUUUCUCGGUAUCAGAACGGCGACUAUGCCAUGGCGACAAGAGCAUCUUCGGGGUCAUCAUGUCCGACUCAGUUCGGCACGUUCUGCUACAUCACGGACACCUUCAUCAAGGCCGGCUCACCUGAGGAAGUAAACAUUAGCGACAAGGAAAGGAAGCUUAUACUUGCGUUGUACCACAAGGGCGAAGAGCUCUUCGAGGACGUUAACGAGGAGGAGAGAAGGAUGAUUUUCAGACGAGCGUAUCUGGCGGUGAAGCGUAUGCUGGAAGCCAAUCUCCUCCUCCGCUUUCUGAACACGGACCGCUUCAAGAGCGUGGAGAUGCAGAAGGAGGACACUCAGGUUAUGGUGGACUCCCCGCACCUGCAGGCGGGAGUAGCAGUUUCUUAG
Ectocarpus sp. CCAP 1310/34 is the source of this 1839-nucleotide messenger RNA. The record is from the annotation of a GenBank genome assembly. NCBI's taxonomy places the organism in Eukaryota, Phaeophyceae, Ectocarpales, Ectocarpaceae.